CGACUCCGAGUUACGGGGCGGAUGGUUAAUCUGUUCGGGUCGCUCGUUGUGGAAGGUUGUUUCGAAGUCGCUCCCCAGAAUAAUGCGAAUGCGAGUGCGAGUGCAUUUCCUCGACCUGUGAACGCAACGCCGGCUUGCCAAUACGAGUGCGAUCGCCGCUGAAUCUAUUUUCGCCAACUGCAAUAAUACGAAACAGAAUCCAACACAGCCUUACAAAUACAAAAAAUCCACGCAAAUAAACAACAAAUAAUCAAAAACAAAGGCAAGGCAAUCGCGAGAAACAAAUGCAAGUCGCAAAAAAAUCGCAAAAAAUCGCUAAAAUCGCAAACCGCUAAUGAAAUAUAGUACUGUUAGGGUUAUGUCAUGGAAAGUCUUUAGAAACCUGUGAAAUUUCGAAGAUUUUGAAAUCGUGCUAGACACGCGUGUUAGAUAUUUGCACACUUUUUUUGCGAACCGAGACCGCCUCCGCAUCUCGUCCAGCUCAGAGCUCCACCGGCUUCUCCAUCCGUUCGCCUACGUCCACCUUUUAUUGCUCACGCGUGUUUUGGGGCCUUUUGUUGUUGUGCGCGCGUGUGUGUGAGUCGCCGAGUCGCGCUAGUGCCCCUCUCUGUGUUUGUGUGUGUUAGCCGGCAAGUGCAGAUUGUGUUUGUGUUGGUGCGAACAGCUGUUCCCCCACCAGCAUGCAAAAAUAAAUAUCUAUAUAGCGCCAGAUCCCAAAGCACUGCUAAAUCGAAUUCAGCAAAUCAUCCAGCAUCCUUGUCAUCCUCGUCGUUGCACCACCACCACCACCAGCCUACGAAAUGGCGGCCAGGAGCAUCCGGGUGGCGCAGCUUCUGCUGUUUGCUCUGCUCUGCGGACUCGUCGGCCUGUCAGCCGCCAAGCACCUGGGCGACGGCACCAGCUCAGCCCACCACCACCACCAGCACAGCGCCUCCACGCACCACCGACGCCGCCUGCAGCGGGACUCGCGGGCCAAGGACUCCUCUAGUGCCGGACACCAGUGCGAGGCCGUCAAGAGUUACUUCGAGUCGAUCGACAUCAAGUCGAGUGGGGCUUACAACGAAAAAGGAGCCGUUUGCGGCGGAAGCUGUUGCAACAAUGCCACCGAAUCGCAGCUCCGGGAAAAGGCCUCCGGAAUGUUCGAGCAACUGCUCCACCACCACACCAGCAGCCUGCGCGGCGUCCUCGAGACGAACGCCAAGCAAUUCCAGGGUCACGUCCUGGAAUUGGCCCAGCAGUCGGAGAACAGGACACUGGCCGUCUUCUCGAAGGUUUAUACGCGAAUGGUACCGCUCUCCCGCAUGCUGAUCCAGCAACUCUACACGGAAAUCAUGAACCAUCUGAUUUACACCUCGAACUAUACGAAUGGCCAGCACAGCGGCCGGGGCAUCGGCAGCAUCCAGAGCGGCCUGGAGGACGCAGUUCAUCAGUUCUUCGUGCAACUCUUCCCGGUGGCCUACCACCAGGCGGUGCACGUCAGCAAGAACUCCUACGGCGAACUGCACGAUGACUACAUCAACUGCUUGAAGCACCACUUUGACGAUAUGCGUCCUUUUGGGGAGAUACCCCGGGAACUGCAAUCCAGUCUCGUGCAGAGCGUCCACCUCUCGAAUGUCUUUAUGAAGGCCCUGCUGGAGAGUGCCGAGGUACUGAGCGAGGCGGACAGUCUCUAUGGGUCACAGCUGUCGGACACCUGCAAGAUGCAUCUCCUUAAGAUGCACUACUGCCCCAAUUGCAACGCCCACCAGCCGUCCAGCAAGGAGACAAAAGUCUGUCACGGUUAUUGCAUGAACGUGCUGCGAGGCUGCUCGGCGGAAUAUGCCGGACUCCUUGACAGUCCCUGGUCGAGUGUGGUGGACGCUCUGAAUAAUCUGGUUACCAGCCACAUCCUCGCGGAAACCGGCAUCAUCAAUGCCAUCAAGCUGCUGGACUCCAAGCUCUCAGAGGCCAUAAUGCAUGCCAUGAAGAACGGACCCGAACUGGAACAGAAAGUAAAGAAGACCUGCGGAUCACCUACCCUUUCGCCAUCGCUGACCAGCGAACCGGAAACGAGGCCACCACAGCACAAGGGCAGCAUCAAGUGGGCCACGCCCCCAGACCCAGGAAUGGUUCGAUUCCUCUCCACCAUCGACAAGACCAAGGAGUUCUAUGCGAACAUUGUGGAGAACUUCUGCAAUGAACAGUACUCCCUGGAGGAUCGCUCCUGCUGGACAGGCGAUCGUUAUGGCGAUUAUACCCAACUACUGAUUGGUCCAGGACUGGAUAGCCAGCGCUACAAUCCGGAAGUUCCCCUCAGGUCCUCGGCACAGCUCACUACACUCAAUGAGCUUGUGGACAAGUUGAUUAAAAUUCGCAAAAACAUUGGAGCAACGGUACCACCAAACAGCAUACAAACACAUGAUAUACAAAGCGAUAUGGGCCACGAGGGCUCUGGAGGAGGCGAGGGUCGUAUCGAUGACGAUGAGGAGGACUACAGCAGCCAGCAUGGUUCCGGUGAUGGAUCCGGCGAUGGUGCCACAACCAUUGACGAUACGGACAUCACCACCAACGAAGUGGAUGACCGCAAUACCCAUGGCAACACAAGUGGGUCGAACUCGCUGGGUCCUGCUCUGGGCACGGCGACGAGCCUGCUCCUCACUCUAGUCACAAUACUCCUCAGUAGAUGUAGUUAAGGCCACUGCUGGAUCCUCAACCCUAAAACCCACAAUCAUAGCCCCCAAGUCCCCAAAAGAAGGGAUUAUACCACAAAAAUGUGGAUCAACUUUAGCCACAAAAUCGGAGAGAAACAGCAAAUGCACAAGAAUCGAGUUGAAUCAUUAAUUAAUAACUAUUAUCAUUAUUAUUAUUAUUUGUGUAAUUCUUAAGUUGUUAAAAAGUAAUUUAUUAGGAGCUAAGCGCAUUCAUCCAGCAAUCGAUCGACUAACAAGCACAAAUAAUCCGAAAACGAAACCGAUACCGAAACUGCAAGCCCUGAUAUCCUUCUAGCUUUUUCCAAAUCCAAGUUUUUGAGCUCAUCGAAUUUCCAAAAGGCAGAAUCCAACUAGACUUGUGUGCCAUAUAAAUGUGUUGGAUAUCUGCACUGAAAAAAAAAAUAAUAAAUUAGAAUCAAUCGAAAAAUACUAAAGCUAAUUAAAAAUUAAAGCAAUCCUCUCCCUUAGAAAUGUGCAGUUUGUUCAGAUAAAUGUUAAAAAAAAACUUAUAAUCGUAAAGCUCAAUGUUCAAAGCAAGUUGUUCCUUUUCGGUGUAAUAUUAAACAAAUAGAAUCAAGAGAAAUCAGAGUUAUAGGCACCACGUUCAAUCAAGAAAUAAAAACAAUAUUAUACGUAAAGGAUAUAAAUCUGUUAGCUAUAUAGAACUUGAACGAAAUUUUUGUUGUCUACACACUGUCUUUCGAACUGAACAAUUGAGAAAUUUAAGCGAAUGGAAUUUAGUUGAGUAAAACGCACUUUACGGAAAAACUAGAAGACUUACAGCUUUAUACGCAAAAAAAAAUGGAAAACAAAAAAAGCAAAAAACAGAAAAUCUAUUGAUAUAUACGUAUAUUAUAUAAUAUGUAGCAUUAUUUAAAUUAUAUGAACAAAGAGGAUAGACCUUGAGGUAAUGUCAUGAAAUGCAUUCAGCUAAUUAGAGUUUAUGGAGGGAGUCUAGGUGCGUUCGAGACCGCAGAGGAGAUUUAAGCGCACAAAAUCACAGUUCGCAGUUCGCGUUUUGCAAAUUCAAAAAAUGCAUUCAAAAACGAAACUAUUGUUGCAAUCUUACAGAUACUUUACAGUGGGCACAGCGCUGCGGCAUCAAAUCCAAAGGGGCAGCGCUUGCAACACUCUAAAAAAACAAACAAUACAAAAAAACAAACAAUAUAUAUAUACAAAAUAAUUAAAUCGUAAAAUAUAUAUGCUAGUGCGUAACAUUGUAACGAUUAGCUCGUAAUGUGUAAAAAGCAAAAAUCAGUUGACGGAGAACAACAAUUUAGUUAGUAGCAAAUUAACAAAGGAAGUACCGCCGCCGAACCGGUAUAUAUAUGUAUCGCUAUAUCCAUAUAUCGCGGCACUCUAUAUGUAUAAUUAUUAUUUGUAUCAUUAUUAUUUAACUAUUGCAUGUGAUUAAUAAUAUUUAAGUUAAACGUAAAUGCAACAUAUUAAAUCGUAACUUAUGUAUACCGCUAAAGAAGCAGAAAACAGCAAUGUGCGACACAAAAUCAUCAUCGUUGUUAAUCUAUUUGAGAGAUAAAUAACAGAAAAUUGCACUAAAAACAUAAAUGUACUACUUUUAGAUGCCUAAAACAAAACCAAUAAUAAAUAAUUAUGUAACAAGAAA
Messenger RNA from Drosophila ananassae, 4314 nucleotides. It is a transcript of the gene dally, whose product is annotated as division abnormally delayed protein. Gene Ontology annotation, cellular component: extracellular region; plasma membrane; cell surface. Gene Ontology annotation, biological process: regulation of protein localization to membrane; positive regulation of canonical Wnt signaling pathway; cell migration. Bases 801 to 2672 code for a protein of 623 amino acids. Lineage: Eukaryota; Metazoa; Arthropoda; Insecta; Diptera; Drosophilidae. The record is from RefSeq and is a predicted model, not a curated record. The transcript has 9 exons.